Messenger RNA from Drosophila takahashii, 2049 nucleotides. It is a transcript of the gene l(3)mbn, whose product is annotated as lethal (3) malignant blood neoplasm. NCBI's taxonomy places the organism in Eukaryota, Metazoa, Arthropoda, Insecta, Diptera, Drosophilidae. The record is from RefSeq and is a predicted model, not a curated record. Gene Ontology annotation, cellular component: chitin-based extracellular matrix. Gene Ontology annotation, molecular function: structural constituent of chitin-based larval cuticle.
CAUCGUGGGGUGUGUUUCAUUCUAAGGCGCUUGCUCCGAACCGAUAAUCUCGCCGUGAGAAACGCGUCGUCGUCCGUUACGUUCCGUUCCGUCCGCUUGAAAUUCAAAUAUUUAUAAUCGUAUAUUUGUAUUAAAAUAUAAACGCCCGCUUAUUUAUGCGUAUUUUGUGAGACCGCUGACAGUUGAUAAUAGGGCGUGAAGAUUAAAUAAAUUUGUGAGCGAUUUAAAUAAAAUAAUAGGCCUGAAAAAUGAGCCUUAAAAUGGUGGCGAUCGUUAGUGCUCUGCUGCUCCUGUGCACCCUGACCCAUGUCCUUUCGGCAGCCACAACAGUGCGUCCCUACAAGUUCGGCUUCACCAUCGACGAGCAGCAACAUCGGGCCGAGAAAAGAGAUGAACGCGGCAUUGUCAUGGGCGAGUUUGGGUUCAUCACCGCCGAUGGCAUAUACCAUGUGACGGUCUAUGCUACCGAUGAGGAGGGCAAGUUCCGUAUUAUCUCCAUGAAGAGCUAUCCCUACAACGGUCCCGUCGGUCAAAAAACACUGGCCGUGACAACGACUCCGAGGGCCCUGCCACUGCCGCUGCCCAAGAACACCUUCAACACGGAGGGAUGUGCCGGCUGUUUCCUGAAGAAGUCCCCGCCCAAGACAGAGAUUCGCACUCUUUCGCAGCCAUUGGCGCCGGUUGAAGCAGGUAAGCCCGAGGACACUCCGGACUACGGACUGAAUGUCCAGUUGCCCUUCCGGGAGUCCAUUGCCCAGACUGUGGCCAGGCGUCUUGGCUUGGCCCAAGAUGCACAGCAAAGCACCAACACCAACACUUACACGAAUGCACCAAACACUAAACACAUCGAACUUGGUCUCAACUUAGCCUUGAACACAUACUCCACCACCAAGGGCGUUGUGACCGGACAUGUGAGCACUCAGCACUCUAGCUCGCAAUCGCCGAGUGGCAGCACAAAGAUCGACUUCAAUGUGGGACCGCCGGUCUAUCCCCCGUUGAACGUGAAAUUGGACGAGGCCGCCGUCAGGGAAGCCAUCACAUAUGCCGGCAGGAUAGCAGGUGCAGGUCCCUUGGCCCUUGCCAAUCAGCCUCUGGUCGCCCCCGCCUCGGUGCCCGCCAGUCAAGUGAAGAUCUUCGCUGUCGAUGGCCAUGCCAAUGUUCCGCUCGCCAGUAAUAUUCAAACCGUGGCACGCCAUCCAAGUGCGGACAUUAGAAACAUUCUGCGUUCGGGAGUUGCCUCUGCGAAAACACUCACACAGAACCCACACAAAACACCUCUUUUGAAUUCAGCAACCACUGCGGGAAUUCCUGGAGUGUCAGCAAGUUCACCAACCGGAAGUGCACCCUCCAACAGUGGAAGCUUCCCCGCAGGAAGAGCGCCUGGUGGAAGCAUUGGUGGUAAAUCAGGUGUUUCAGGCGUAGGAGCUUCCGGAGGAAGCAAGGCAUCUGGACGUUCCGCUGGCGGAAUCGCGUCAGGAUCUGGAUUCGGAGGAGUCGGCGGUGGAAGCAAAGCCUCUGGACUCGGAGGAGUCGGUGCUGGAAGCAAAGCCUCUGGACUUGGAGGAGUCGGUGCAGGAAGCAAAGCCUCUGGAUUCGGAGGAGUCGGUGCUGGAAGCAAAGCCUCAGGAUUUGGCGGCGGAAUUGGCUCAGGAAGCGGAACUGCCGCUGGCGCCACCGGAGAUCUGUACAAAUUCAAGUACGUGCUGGACUACAAUGGACACGAGGAGACCGGCGGUCGCAAUGGCGACAAGCAGGGCAGCUACUUCGCCAUCGGCGAGGAUGCAGUGCAGCGGACCAUCGAGUACAUUGCGAACGAGUUUGGAUUCCAGCCGCACGUUAGCUGGCGGAAAUUGGACGCCAAGGAGGCACUGCCCGAGGAGAAUUCGCUGAAGCACUACGAGUUCAAGUGGUUCAACCAGGCGCAGUAACCAGGUGAUUCUGAAGCGGAUUAGUCCAUGUUUAGAGUAGCCAGCCACCUCUUUCCCCCUCCCACUUGCUGUACAUAACAAAUUUUGUUAAUUUUCGAAUAAAUACCACGUUUAACAGAUA